GGUGGAUUAGGAAGUCCAGUUAGUUUGACGAGUAACAAUAGCAGUACUCAAGAACUAAGCGUCUCUCUCGGAAUGGGAGCCUCUUUUUGGUUGUCUAUCACCGGAAAAUGAUACGACAAGAUCUCUAUUUCGUCUCGCCACACAAAACGCGACCUAGUCUCUUCGGUUUACCGCUAUUGGUUCCCUUAGCAUGGAGAACAGAUGGCGUCCCAUCUUCAGGAGAUGAACGAAACAGAAUGUUAGUUCUACAAACGACGAGCCAAGAUUUGUAUCGGUGUGUGUGGACGCUGGUGUCUCGGCUGGUCUCGCCUUCACCCCCUACUGACAGUGGCACACUUCCAAAUCACGCCCAUGACUGCGAUGAUAGUCUGGGCUACGAGUUCCCUUUCACCCUAAAAGUUGUACAGGCCAAUGGAAUCCAUUGUGGUAUUUGUCCAUGGACCAAAUUCUGUAAAGGAUGCCCGCUGGCUCCAACGCCUGACCCCCUACCAAAUGGUAGUGAGACCAAUUCAUCCUAUAUCGAAGGCGUCCUUAAUUAUUGCAUCGCCGUUGAUUGGGAACCGACUGCUCUUCAUCUCCGUUAUCAGACGUCGCUUGAAAAGGUAUUUGACGAAGAUCCCAGUGUAGCCAAAGCUCUUCACCAACAAACAGAACCAGUCAGUCUAGAGCAGUGCUUGCAAGCUUUCACGCGAGAAGAGCAACUCUCAGGGGAUGAAAAGUACUACUGUCCUAAAUGCGCCACCCACCAGCCAGCUACCAAAAAGCUACAAAUCUGGAGAUUGCCCCCAAUACUGAUCGUUCAUCUGAAACGAUUCCAGUUCGUCAACCACCGUUGGAUUAAGUCUCACAAGGCUGUUCAGUUUCCACAUAACAAUUUGGAUUUCACCGAAUUCUUAGCAGCAAUUCCUAGCGAAACGCUAGUACGCCAUCGACAAAUAGCUUCUUCUUCUUCCAUGCCACCGAACGGGGUGGCAGAAUCAAGCAAGGACGAUUCAAAUGAUAUUUCAACUAAACAUUCCAUUUCCUCGUCCGUCCCUUAUUCCAACGGGCAUCCACCAAAUAUUCGGGAAGUGAUCACCGGCAACGAAUCUACUCGUAAGCGUCUCGAAUCCACGUCGCUUAUCACUCAUCCGGUCCAUGAUGAGGAUCUUAUUGAUUUUCAUCAACACCGGCUCCUACCAGGCUAUAACAAGCUAGACAUUACUUACAGCCUUUACGCUGCUGUGUGUCAUUCGGGUAUUAUGGGAGGAGGCCAUUACAUCUCCUAUGCCAAGAAUCCUAACGGUAAAUGGUUCUACUACAAUGACUCUACGUGCAAGGAAUCCUCGGCUAAUCAGAUUGAAGGACAGACUGCUUAUAUGUUGUUUUUUGAGCGAGACGGUAUUGAUAUGAAGGCAUACCUCCCUAAAUUACGUGAACCUAGUACGAGUUCGGCUGAAAGCGCCAAUAGUGAAUCUACAUCGGGCAAAGUAGCAGUCGCAGUCAGUGGUUUAGAAGAAGAAGAAGGCAAAAAGUGCUGCAUCAUGUGAUGCAUUCUUGACGUAUUCAGCCCUUAUAUUUCAGUUUUUAAUAAUGAGUUUCACCUCAAAGAGCAAAAUGGUACGCUUAAGAUCGCGCUCUAGUCACUCGCAAAGGUCAAACUUUCCACUAGUAAGUGAUGGAUAAAUGCGUUCUUUUUGGUGUCGUUUCAAUAAUGAUGGCCAUUCAUAUAGAAAUUUCUGUUUGUAGAGAGUUCAAAUGUAGUUGGUUCCCAUACUACUUUAUUUACCUUUAUAAUAAUCCAUUGAGCGGUAGUUGUUGCUUGUUGUUUGUUUUUGUGCCUUUGUUCCCAGUGUAUCAAAACGCGUGUUUACAUAUAUUGCGGUGCAAAUAACUCAUGAAAAAUCCCAACAGGUAUGAACGUUUGAUUGACACGAAAGCUUUGUUUCCUUUAUAUUCAAACUAUUUCUCUACAGUGACACAAGCAGUUGACUUCAUUCCAGUCUGUAAUGCUCCAUUAAGUCCAUUUCAAAUGUUUUGCUUUGCGGGAUGUAGGUAUGUUCAGACAUGUCUGCAGCCCGUGUGUCCUUUUCUUGUUCUGUAAAUGAAUGCAUGUAUAAUAGUUAUUAUGUCUGCAAAAUUAUCCGUGAUUUUACGCGUUUCCCCCGUGCAAUUUCAAAUAAUAAUAAUGCGUUUAUAUGCAUGUACACUGAUAAUCUUUGUCAAUCAAUGUUGUGAUUGCAUCCUAUAUUUUAAAGAACUACAAAGGACAUUUACCUGGGUAUCCAGCCUUUGCUUUAAAGUCAAUAGUUUCCGAAGCUGAUAUCGGCACUGGUAUUAUAUGACCCGUUCUUUUGGAAACUCGUACUUUCUCUCCUUGCUCUGUAAACCGCCAUUCUACUUUAGUCCCUUUACUACAUCCGAAAAAUAUUAUUAGUCGUAAUAU
Messenger RNA from Daphnia magna, 2425 nucleotides. RefSeq names its product ubiquitin carboxyl-terminal hydrolase 32-like. The transcript is spliced from 7 exons. Gene Ontology annotation, biological process: protein deubiquitination. NCBI's taxonomy places the organism in Eukaryota, Metazoa, Arthropoda, Branchiopoda, Diplostraca, Daphniidae. Gene Ontology annotation, molecular function: cysteine-type deubiquitinase activity. The record is from RefSeq and is a predicted model, not a curated record. Gene Ontology annotation, cellular component: Golgi apparatus. The coding region runs from base 108 to 1529 and encodes 473 amino acids.